Prorocentrum cordatum is the source of this 177-nucleotide messenger RNA. The record is from the annotation of a GenBank genome assembly. Lineage: Eukaryota; Dinophyceae; Prorocentrales; Prorocentraceae.
UCCUGGUCGGCCAGCCCGCCGCCGGUGCUCUGUUGGCCCGCGGCUCGCUGGCUGCCGCGGCCGCUGGGGACAGCAGCGAGGCUGCUGGCGCGGACGGCGCCGCUGCGGCGGCGCUGCCAGACGUGGAAAAUGUGCUGGGGGGUCCGUUGGAGCAGUGCUCGGCGGAGCCGCUGACAG